GCGAUGGCCUUAUCUCAACCUCAGUUGGUGCCUCCGUAUGGCUGUAUAUUUCAUGUUGGACCCAUCUCGUCCGUGCUUUGAGAGGCGGAUAAUGUUUUUUCUUUUUUUUUUGUUGUUGUGUUGGUUGUCUGGUAUUGUUUCUGCUGAGCUGACACUUUGAAGGUUCCUGAUUGGAUAUGGACUCAUUAUCCAAUAACCUCUUCAUGUGCUGAUACACAAGGGCUACUGAAAAAAAGUUCUUCUUUUCUUCAUUUAUUUCAUCAUUUUUUUGUCUUCUCUCAUUCACAUCAUUCUACAAUCCGAAUUCGAAGACAAACGAACUACGAUGAAGGUCGAUGAGCAAAGAGGUGGGAUACCUCCACUUCCUAAGUCGAUGGAAUCGCUAAGUGUCUCAAAGCAUGUUGUUAUUGUUGGUUUGGGAAUGGUUGGCUUUGCAUUUUUGGAAAAAAUGCUAGGUGAUGAUACUGCAAAUGAGUACCAUUACACUAUUAUCGGUGAGGAGCCUUACCUUGCCUACAACAGAGUCGGUCUUACCGAGUACUUUGAACACAGAAACUUUGACAACUUGUUACUCUCACCAAAGACGUUUUACGACUCACGUAACAGGGAUCAAUGGGACUUCAAGAUUGAUGAGAGCGUUGUAAAGAUUGACAGGGAAGCAAAGCGUCUGUCUACUUCUAAGGGAAACAAGUACAGUUAUGAUAUCUUGGUUCUUGCAACAGGCUCAUCUGGUCUUCUACCAACGCAUAUGCUCCCAGACCCUGUCAACGGUGGUUCCAAGGAUGAUUUCAAGAACUAUAGAGAUAUGGGCUGCUUCGUAUACAGAACAAUUGAAGAUCUGAACUCCAUGUUGAGCUUUAGCGAAACCAUCACCACAAGCACAAAGAGAGCGAUUGUUGUUGGUGGUGGUCUCCUUGGUCUAGAAGCUGGUAAGGCUCUUUUGGAUAUGGAAACUUUUGAUAAUGUCACUGUUGUCCACAGAUCUAAAUGGUUGCUGUCACAGCAGAUGGAUGAAAAGGGUGGGCUCUUACUGACGGAGAAAGUUCGUGAUCUCGGUGUCACUGCGAGAACUGGAACUACCGUCGACGAGCUCAUCUUUGGCGACGAUGGCAAGAUGAAAGCAGUUAGAUACAAUACUGGAGAAAUUGAAGAAUGCCAACUGCUUUGCUACACCAUUGGUAUCAAGCCAAGAGACGAAGUUGCUAGUGAAGCUGGGCUUGUUUGUUCCAAAAGAGGAGGUAUAGCUAUUGAUAACUUCAUGGCUACAUCUGAUCCAAACAUCUACGCUAUUGGUGAGUGUGCCUCAUGGAAUGACAAGACGUUUGGUCUCAUAGCACCAGGAGUCACAAUGGCGGAUAUUCUGUGCUUCAACUUGAUCCAGGCCAAAUUCCACUCACCAAAGGAAUUCUCUGAGCCGGAUGUUGGUACCAGACUUAAGCUCAUGGGAGUUGACGUUGCGUCAUUUGGUGAUUACUUCGCUGAUAGAAACGGUCCAAAGUGGGUUCCAAGGGGCUAUGAGCUUAAAGUGAAGUCACUUGUCUAUGAGAACCCAAUUGAGAGUGUUUACACUAAGCUCAUCUUCACCUCUGAUGGUAAGUAUUUGCUUGGUGGUGUGUUAGUUGGUAACACAUCACAGUUCACCAAGUACACCUCUAUUGUGAAACAGCGUAAACCGUUGACUAUGCCAGCAUCAGAAUUCAUCUUAGGUAAGACCAGUGACGAUGAGGAUGCCUCCUUGCUCUCCGACGAUACACAGGUCUGUUCAUGUCAGAACGUGACUAAGGGUACAUUGGUGGCAAAGAUUCGUGAUGGUACAUGUACUUCUUUGGGUGAGCUUAAGUCUGUUACGAAAGCUGGUACAUCUUGUGGUGGGUGUGAACCAACAAUGAAGGCUAUCUUUGAAGCUGAGAUGAAGAAGAUGGGAAAGCAGUUGUCCAACGCACUGUGUAUCCAUUUCAAGGAAUCAAGAGCAGAUUUGUUCUCUAUCAUCAUGGUGAAGCAAUACAAAAAGUUCAGUGAGGUUAUGGAACACCACGGUCUGAUUCCAGGCGCCGCUGGUUGUGAGAUUUGCAAGCCAUGUAUUGCAUCUAUUCUCAGUACUCUUCAAGGCCGUCACAUCUUGGAGAAUGAUUUCCAUGGCCUGCAAGAGACUAACGAUAAGUUUUUGGGAAACAUUCAAAGAAACGGAACGUAUUCUGUUGUUCCUAGAAUGUCUGCCGGUGAGGUCACCCCUGAGAAGCUAAUAGCUAUAGGUGAGAUUGCUAAGAAGUACGACUUGUAUACCAAGAUCACCGGUGGUCAAAGAGUUGAUCUUUUUGGAGCUUUGAAGCAAGAUUUACCAAAGAUCUGGGAGGAAUUAUACCAAAAUGGCUUUGAAUCUGGUCAAGCAUAUGGUAAGACUUUGAGAAAUGUCAAGUCAUGUGUUGGAUCCACAUGGUGUCGUUACGGUAUUGGCGAUUCUGUUGGACUGGCUAUCAGAUUGGAGGAACGUUACAAGGGAAUCAGAUCGCCACACAAGAUGAAAGGUGGUGUUUCUGGAUGUGUCAGAGACUGUGCAGAGAUGCAUGCGAAGGACUUUGGUUUAUGUGCAGUCCAAAAUGGAUUCAACGUAUAUGUUGGUGGAAACGGUGGUAUGAAGCCAGCCCACGCGCAACUUCUCAAAACUGAUGUCCCACCAUCUGAAGUUAUUCCCUUGCUGGAUAGAUAUCUGAUGUUUUACUUCAGAACUGCUGAUAAGCUUCAGAGAACUGCGAGAUGGUUGGAAAACCUUGAAGGUGGUAUUGAAUAUGUUAGAGACGUUGUUGUGCAUGAUAAGUUGGGUAUCUGUAAAGAUCUUGAAGAUCAAAUGAAUGAACUUGUUGGUCAUUACUUUGACGAAUGGGCUGCCUCUGUGACAGACAGAAAGCAGGAAGAUGAUAAGAUCUUUGCGCAGUUUGCCAACACAGAUGCAUCACAAGAAACUGUUGAUAUCAUCAGAGAAAGAGGCCAAAGGCGUCCAGCUGAUUGGCCUGUUGAUGAUCAAGUUAAGAGAGAGGAUUUCAAGAAUGUCAAGUGGUCAUCUCUAUCAUGGCGUAAGGUGUGCAAAUCCACAGAUCUUCCAGAGAAGGACGCUGGAUCUUCCACCACUGUUUUGAUAUCUGAUACACAGCUUGCUAUCUUCAGACUAAAGGAAAAACUGUAUGCCUGUCAGAAUAUGUGUGGACAUAAGCGUGCGUUUGUCCUAUCACAGGGUAUUUUGGCAACAGAUGAGAACAACGAGGUGUACGUUUCCUGUCCUCUUCAUAAGAAGAACUAUAUCGUUGACGACAAAUCUGAGCACACGGGCUCUUGUAAGAACGACGCUGCGCAGUCUGUGGCCACCUUUGAAAUCAAGGAAGAAGAUGGCGAUAUUUAUUUGAAGCUUCCGCCAGAGUCAGAGCUUGAUGAAGUCCUCGGCACUUCCAGAUGGAAAGUGAAAAGCAGUGAAUCCACCAGUCAUUUUAAGGAGAUUGACGACAAAUUCAAAUUCACAGUUCCUGUCAGGGCCGUUCCAGCUACUGGAAAUGAACUCGACUGGUAGAUAUGCAUAUUACUAUAAAGCUUUAAAUUAUUCUGUUGUUUUAUCCUGUGUAGCAAGCAAUUCAACCUUUUGGUCUGCUUCAAGUCCUGACUGCUAAAUCGAACUUAGACGUGUUAGUGAAACUAGCCAUUGGAGGACACGGGAACCACUCGGUGAAAUGUAUUUGCAAGAGCUGAUGGCUGUCACCGUGCUCAUCACAUAACACUGAAUUGAAUGGCCUAGAUAGCUGUUCCAAUAACAAAAGCAGUGUGCAUAGUGUCUUGAGCAACAGCUUUGCGUAAGAGAUCUUGCAGUGACUGAGACGCACAUGCAUCUACGACGGUGAGCCCAUCCUCAAUUUGUUUAUUCCAAGCAGCAGUACCACC
This is a messenger RNA of Williopsis jadinii, 3924 nucleotides long. Its product is annotated as nitrite reductase. The record is from RefSeq and is a predicted model, not a curated record. The coding region runs from base 326 to 3559 and encodes 1077 amino acids. NCBI's taxonomy places the organism in Eukaryota, Fungi, Ascomycota, Saccharomycetes, Phaffomycetales, Wickerhamomycetaceae. Gene Ontology annotation, molecular function: flavin adenine dinucleotide binding; 2 iron, 2 sulfur cluster binding; heme binding. Gene Ontology annotation, biological process: nitrate assimilation. The transcript has a single exon.